Molecule: messenger RNA, 4511 nt
Organism: Seriola aureovittata
Lineage: Eukaryota; Metazoa; Chordata; Actinopteri; Carangiformes; Carangidae
Exons: 12
Coding region: 267-1964 (565 amino acids)
Cellular component (GO): membrane; nuclear envelope; meiotic nuclear membrane microtubule tethering complex
Molecular function (GO): protein binding
Source: RefSeq, a predicted model, not a curated record
ACUACCUGCAGCAGGUAGGCUCGUGUUACCCGCUGCUCUCCUCUCUCUGUUUUUCCUGCUGCAGGUUUCAGGUAAUUCUCCUGCAGGUGAGUUUUUUUUUUAUCUCUCAGCUUGAAUCAGCCGAUCAACAGCUCGAAACCUCACCUGAGUCACCGGAAGUGGACAUGAGUGUUUGAACUGCUUUUUCCCACCUGUUCGGACGUGUUUUCACAUUUCCAAGUUUCCCGGGAUGAGCUCAUCCACCAGCAGCAGAUAAAUGUGACGUGAUGUCAGCAUGCCAUCGUGACAUCAUCCCCACCUCUGAGGGAAGUGAUGUUUUGCUUGGAGAGGAAAUGAGGAACAUGGAGCUGUUUCUGAAUCUGUCAGAGUCUCCAUUCCUUCUCACCUCGUCUCCUCUAGAGCUGAGUGGGGGGGACACGCAGCGAGUGGAUGGCAGCUGGAGUCAACACGGAGACCUGCAGGAAUGUGGACAGUUGGAGAAGAGGUGGGUCCUAUGGCACAAAUUUAUGGAGGAACACGCCCACCUGGAUAUGUGGCUGCAAUUGGCUGAACAGGCUGUCAGUUCCCAUAACUCAGCCCACGUUACCUACAUCACCGCCAAGGAAGAGCUGAGGAAGUUUGAGCGGCUUCGGUGUGAGGCAGCAUCUCGGCUCGUGCAGUUGGACGGUCUGACCCAGAGGAAUCGAGCACUGACUCCGCUGUUUCUGGGCGCCAUUCAGGCUAAGCUGCUGUCUACCGCGAGGGAAUGUGGGCGACGAUGGGAUGACGUGAAUGCCAAACUGGAAUCCAUCACAGUGCGACUGAAGCUCUUUGUCUCAGAGUGGGAGGGGUUUGAGGCAGAGAGGGAGGAGCUCUCUCUCUGGUUGGCCGACCUGGACGUCCGUCUGACUGAGGUGGAUUACCUGACUGGAAACACCUGUGAAAAGCUGAGAUGCCUGCAGUCCUUCCAGCAGUGUGUGUGUGUGAACUCCGGCCGUGUGAACACCCUCCUGCAGCGUGGCGAGGCGUUGAUCCAACACAGCGAGCCGACUGAUGCUCAGCACAUAGAGAGCCGACUGCUGGAGCUGCUGCGCCACUGCAGCCACGUCUACAACAACAUCGCACGGACACACACACGGCUACUCAGCAUGAGACUGGUGUUCGAGGAUGACUGGAUUCUGUCUCAGGCUACAGACUCUGGCUGCCCCUCAGAGACUUUGUUAGAGGAAGAGGGAGCGCUUGAUAAACCUAACCUGGACCUCCCUGCAGUUUCAAACCAUCCCAAAGACCUCCCCUCACCCACUCACCACCCUCCUCCUCCCUCUCCGGCCUCUCCUACCCAUGAGCACCUGGGGUUAGAGUGGGACCCCUCAGUUGAUAUUGGACAUUCAGUCUCCUGUGAUGAUGGCGACUCAUCGUAUUUCAGUGUGAGCACAGGGCUGUGUCACCGAGAUGGCCUGAAGAGGUGGAGCUACCUCAGUUCCCUCAGCUCUCUGUCUGACAUCACCAACCAGGAGGCAGACUUGCGGCUGGCAUGGCUCGACCACACCUACUCAGGAGCGGCCCAAAAGGCGAAGCCACAGUUGAAUGGGGACCAGUGGGCGUCCUCGACUCCUGACAGACAGGCCGGUGAGCCAAUAAGCUUCGAUGGUGGCCGAGUGAGGGCGUGGCUGGGAGUCCAGAGGUCUGCCCCUCCAGAGCGGAGGACUUCCUGUUCCAAAGCUGUGCAGACUGAUGGAGAGGCUGAAGAAGAGAUGUCCUGUUGUGAAGAAGCCGAGCGUCUCCUCUCCGAACAAAGUGUGACCUCCAGCGACGGGGCCGCCUCCUCCUCCUCCCUGCAUCUCUACCUCCUCCUGGCUGCAGCUCUGACCCUGCUGGCCUGUCUGAUCUGGGUCGUCCUGGAAUCGCCGUGCCAAUCCAGCAACAGGAUGCCACGUAACUUUCACCUGGCGCUGAGAUACGUCAACGGGCCCCCGCCUACCUGAAGACCGCCCCAGAGACUCUCAUGGACAGAGUUUGGACAAAGCACUUUCCUCAGGCUCUACUGGACAGAGGUUCACAGCUCAUACAAUCUCAAAAAAUGUGCUCAUUUCAAUUAACCAAACAGUUUCAGAAACAGAAAGUUCGAAGUUUCAGACAGGAACUGGGGGCUAAACUCCUGAAAGCUGGAAACAAGGCUAUGAUCCCUAAUGCCACCAAGAAAUACAACCAUAUGCUUUGUUUGAUCCUAACAAAUAAGAUCAAUUUAUUAUGUUGCUCCCCACCCAGGAUCUUGUCCCCGUCACUUCCAGCUUUAUCUUUAAAAGUCUCGGUUAUGCCGUUAGUUAUCCCAGGGCAGAGAAAUCUAAGAGCUCCCUGCUUAAACUAUUUAACAUAACUGAAGCAGAAUGAGUGUGAACAGGAAGUUGUAAUAUGUUGUGAUAUAUUUUUAUGUACCUCUGAAAGUCAGUGAAAACAUUCAUAACUGCCUUAUUUUACCAGACUGAUGCUACAGUACAUUAUUGUAGCAUUAGCUGGUUAAAUGUUCACACUAAUGUUGCGUUAAAAUCUGAUUUUGUUGGUUGUAAUUUAAAUGUGAAAGGUUAGAAAAGCCACAAAGGAAACAAAAGUACGGUGGCCCUGAAAGCUCAAAGCACCGCAGCUUAAGAAAACACAUGCAAACAGACAAAACACAAGCAAAUACAGAACAGACAAAUUUUCAGCAAUUUGACAGUGAACCAUCUGCAGAUACACACAACAAAACAGAAGUGUUUCCACGGGACACGGGUUUCCACACGUCCAAGCAGGUUCAUCACUUUUUAGUGUCCCCCUGGAAACACUUCUGUUGUGUUGUGAGUAUUUGCAGCACGUGUUGUCAAACUGAUGAAGAUGUUUUCUGAAUGUAUUUGCGUUUUGUCUAUUUGCAUAUGAGCUUUCGGGGCCACCGUACAUAGAUGAGCUUUAAUUGUUAGACAUAAGAGCCCGUUGUUACAGCAGUCGCUAGGCUAACACUGACAGUCAGUUAGCACGGAGAAGAGCAGCUGGAAGUGAUCACAGUUUAAGCACAUGUUUCAUGAAGUGAGGGCUGAGUGUGUUUUGAAGAUGAAUCAUAAAUAUCACACAAGAAAUCAGAUCAAGUCUUCUCCUGAUGUCGGAGCAGCCGGGUUGUUUAUUUCCUGAUUUCAUGCAAUUGUAGAAACGUAGCAGUAGCGCUGUAGAGAGGUGAAGCCAACAGUCACAUCCUGACGACAUUUAUCACACAUUAUUGUGUAAAAAUUGAACAGAGCAGAGUCCGAUGGCUAUGACAUAGGGUUAUAUCUUUAAACUGCUAUCUGUGCUAAUGUAGCUAAAGCUAAUCUAAAACAUUUCUGCUUCACAACUUCUCUCAAAAUGACUGUGUGUAGGUUUGUUUGACUGCCGUUCAUGUCAAAGUGAUGAAGUAUUUAAAUGAUAUCUGACUGUCCCGCCUCACCAUGAUAGCACUUGUAUUUGUAAUUCAUAAAGGUGUUUUGUAACAAGUUGUAUAUUCACAGUGCAAAAAAUUCUUGUCUGUUUUUUGUGGUUUGUUGUUUUUUUUGUUCAUGCUUUUUGUCCCAAACUACAAAUCAUACACACUGAACAUCACUGCUACAGAUUUAUGAAGGUGGUUUUGUUCGUCAGCUGUCAGACAUUCCACUUCUAUGAAGAUCCUGUUGCAGAGACGCGAAUCUUUCUGCAGAGAUAAUCCAUCAGUUUCUGUUCUGUUGCUUGUGAGUUGUGUUAUUGGUGCGUGGUGAUCCAUUUAAAAUGCAGCUGUGUUUGAGAAAGGCUGCACUGCUUUUCCAAAGAACAAUAACUUCACCUUGACCAAAAUCAAAGCGUACGCAUGAUAAAUGAUGUAUCUGCAGGUUAGUUUCAUGUCUCUGCAAGUUGUUUUGCAAAGGAACGGACGCAAACACUUUUCUGCCUGUUUGCAGAGGCAGAGCUGUCCACACGAGGGUUCAGUCUGUUGCAGACAUGGGCAGAUGAUGGACUUUAUGUCACACAGGCUCUAAAAAGUAAGUGAGCUUUAAAAAAAACAAUGUUAAGUGUAUCUGAUACAUACUAAAGAGGCUAAAACAUGAAAAAGUAUAUCUGAAAAAGAAGUGCGAGGUGACGUUUGAUCCUUUCUGACUGAGUUUUUUACUUUUUUACUUUGUCAAUUAUGUCAUGUUACAUCUUAAAGACGGUGCUGCCUGAUUUAUUGUGUUUUAAGUGACUGAAGCAUUUCGGGUAACACAUUACAUCACAACUGCUCUUUUCAUUGAUUCAGUCAUUUGUCAGAACUGCAUGAGAGACUAACACCCAAAUGUCUGACUUUAUCAGGGGAAUAUGUCAGCCCAUGAUGAUGAUGCUGACGAUGAUGAUGUUGACAUGUUUUAAGGCUUUAAUAGGUUUGACAAAAUAAUUGAAAAGGGAACUUGGUAAUUCAGCUGCCAUCUAAACGUUUCACCUUUAGUAAAAAAACUGAUAUUGCAUCCAUUCGAAUGUUGUUGCCUGUGUUUGAAGAUGUAAAUAAAAUGAAUUGUAUGAAA